UGAGAGAGAGAGGGGGUAUAACUUCAAUUGGUUAUCUCCGUCGUCAAAUUAAUAGUAAUAAUUAAUAAUAAAACAAUAAAGAAUCAGUCAUAUCUUCUUUGUUGUUGUUCGUCUUGGUCUUCUUCCCGUUUCUCUCCACAUUCACAUUCCGACGUCGUUUUGCGAAACUGGGGAGAUCUCUCUCCCCACCCAGAUCCAUCCCACUUCAUUCUAUCUUCCCUUAUCUGCUCCCCAUUUCAAUUUGACAUCUCACUUUUUCUUGUAUCAUCAUCAUCAUAUUUAUAUACAUCUGUAUACAUAUAUAUACACAUACAUAUACAGUUCGAAUAGUAAUAUAAAUAAAUGGCACGGAGCAGAUCGACGUCGUCAUCGAUCCGAUGGAGAUACUUGAAUCCGGCUUACUACUUGAAAAGACCCAAACGUCUUGCCCUUCUUUUCAUUGCUUUUGUCUUCGUUUCAUUCUUCGUUUGGGAUCGCCAAACUAUUGUCUUGAAACAUGAGGAAGAGCUUUCGAUGUUGAAGGAAGAAGUAGAGCGUUUGCAAAAUGAGCUUGGAGAGUUAAAGCAUGAAGGUGGUGUCUCAGUUAAAAAGACGAAUGUUACAACCAAAAGAAUUGAUGUAACUAAGGCAGGCCGUCUUGCUGCAGAUCCCAUUGAGGUUGAGCGAAGAGAAAAAGUAAAAGAUGCCAUGAUUCAUGCAUGGUCCUCGUACGAAAAAUAUGCCUGGGGAAAUGAUGAGCUUCAGCCCCAAUCAAAGAGUGGCGUGGAUAGCUUUGGUGGUCUUGGUGCAACUUUAAUUGACUCUCUUGAUACUUUAUAUAUAAUGGGUCUGGAUGAGCAGUUUCAAAGGGCUAGAGAGUGGGUGGCAAACUCUUUGGACUUCAAUAAAAAUUAUGAUGCUAGCGUGUUUGAGACGACCAUAAGAGUUGUGGGUGGCCUUCUGAGUGCCUAUGAUCUAUCUGGAGACAAUAUGUUUCUCGAGAAGGCCAAAGACAUUGCUGAUAGGCUGCUGCCUGCAUGGGAUACUCCGUCUGGUAUCCCUUACAAUAUUAUUAACUUGGCUCAUGGUAAUGCGCACAACCCUGGUUGGACUGGGGGUGACAGUAUCCUGGCAGAUUCUGGGACAGAGCAAGUGGAGUUCAUUGCACUAUCCCAAAGGAUUGGAGAUCCAAAGUAUCAGCAAAAGGUAGAAAAUGUUAUUUCAGUGCUAAAUAAGACUUUCCCUGCUGAUGGAUUGCUCCCCAUUUACAUUAAUCCCCACAGAGGAACAACAUCGCACUCUACCAUUACUUUUGGGGCUAUGGGGGACAGUUUUUAUGAGUAUUUACUUAAAGUUUGGAUACAAGGAAACAAAACUGCAGAGGUGCAGCUUUAUAGAGACAUGUGGGAGACAUCGAUGAAAGGUCUAUUGAGCUUGGUCCGCAAAACUGAACCAUCAUCUUUUACAUAUAUUUCCGAGAAGAUAGGAAAUUCUUUAAUUGACAAGAUGGAUGAGUUAGCAUGCUUUGCUCCAGGAAUGAUAGCGUUAGGGUCAUCUGGAUAUGGUUCUGCUGAUUCUUUAAAAUUCUUAAAUUUGGCUGAAGAGCUUGCUUGGACUUGCUACAAUUUUUAUCAGUCGACACCAACGAAGUUGGCUGGAGAAAAUUACUUCUUUCAUUCAGGGCAGGACAUGACUGUGGGUACAUCGUGGAAUAUAUUGAGGCCAGAGACAGUUGAGUCACUCUUUUACCUUUGGCGUUUGACUGGUAAUAAGACAUAUCAAGAAUGGGGAUGGAACAUAUUUCAAGCAUUUGAAAAGAAUUCCCGUGUGGAGUCUGGAUAUGUUGGACUAAAGGAUGUUAAUACAGGUGUGAAAGACAAUAUGAUGCAAAGCUUUUUUCUUGCAGAAACAUUGAAAUAUCUGUAUCUUUUAUUCUCGCCCCCAUCAGUUAUAUCCUUAGACGAGUGGGUAUUUAACACAGAAGCCCAUCCUAUAAAAAUCGUCCCCCGUCUUGCUCCAGGAGAACAACGUAAACCUAAUGGCAUUAGAGUACGUGCUAGGAAAGAAGGCCGUUUUGGAGGGUCUAGGACCUAAGUAUCUUGUUUGUGGAAAUUUUGGAAGAGUGCAAGAGUACAAGGAUUCAUUCGGCUCUCAUGGGCAUGUGAAAUAAACUAAAGUUGGCGGGAGGUGAACAUUUCAUUGUACUUGUGUUUUAUAGUUACAUAUUCUUAAUAUAUUCUUAAUACAGUAGGUUGUUUAGAGAGCAACACAAAUGUAGUUACAGUACUUGUAUCUGUCUAAUUUUAUCUUUAUACUUAGUAAACGAACUGAAGGGAUUUGUUUA
Messenger RNA from Erigeron canadensis, 2323 nucleotides. Its product is annotated as mannosyl-oligosaccharide 1,2-alpha-mannosidase MNS1. Gene Ontology annotation, biological process: N-glycan processing; carbohydrate metabolic process. The record is from RefSeq and is a predicted model, not a curated record. Bases 343 to 2073 code for a protein of 576 amino acids. Lineage: Eukaryota; Viridiplantae; Streptophyta; Magnoliopsida; Asterales; Asteraceae. Gene Ontology annotation, molecular function: mannosyl-oligosaccharide 1,2-alpha-mannosidase activity; calcium ion binding. The transcript is spliced from 14 exons. Gene Ontology annotation, cellular component: Golgi membrane; endoplasmic reticulum.